Molecule: messenger RNA, 3059 nt
Organism: Macaca mulatta (Rhesus monkey)
Lineage: Eukaryota; Metazoa; Chordata; Mammalia; Primates; Cercopithecidae
Gene: RNF13
Product: ring finger protein 13
Biological process (GO): ubiquitin-dependent protein catabolic process
Cellular component (GO): nucleus
Molecular function (GO): ubiquitin protein ligase activity
Source: RefSeq, a predicted model, not a curated record
GACUUUUGCUAAGCCCCGGGGAUGGCGCGUGUCAGGCCCAGAGUGCUGAUGUCAGCGCGGAUCCGAGCCAGGCCUCGGGGGACUGGCGUUCAGAUGCUCGCAUCUCUAACAAUUUGAGCCUUACUCUAAGGUGUGGUCACGGUCCCACCCACCCUGAUCUCAGACUGGGCACGGUGCGGGAGGAGGGCGGAUGAGGCCUCGCCCUCGCCUCUUUAGUAGGUCGGGUGAGUGUAGUGUGCAGGGAAGAGACGUGUCAGCGUCAGCGCCAGGGCCAGGCCCGCCCGGGAGCAGCCGGGCAGCCGGAUCUUGGGCUACUGUGUCCCAACAGCCGGAGCGGAUCAGACCGACAGGCCCUGCCCGCUCGGUCCCGCGUCGUCCAGACCCUACGGUCUCCGUUUCUAGGGGCACAUGGUUAGCGGCAGACGCCCACAGCCAAUCCACUCUGCCAGCCUGCCCCUUCCUCUGCCAAGAGCAGCUUCUUCAGCCGCGCUACAGUUCCGCAGACGCCUGCCCCACCCUGCCCUUCCCUUCCAGGGAAGACCGAUCACGCGGCCAAGAACGAGACUCGCAAACUGGGCAUUUCUCCGAGCCGGGCUGGAGCAAGUAGCGAGACUCCUUGUGAGAGUGGGAAGGAGCCUUAACAGGCAACCAUGUGGCCCAAUGGGUUUUCUGUGCCUUUGGGUGCGGACCAAUGAGGCAUGUGGGGCGGGACUUCCGCUUCGCCUCGGUGUUGUCGUCCCUGCUCCUACUCCGGGCUGUGGGGGUCGGUGCGGAUAUUCAGUCAUGAAGUCAGGGUAGGGACUUCUCCCGCAGCGACGCGGCCGGCCGGCGAGACUGUUUGUGUUGCGGGGGCUGGACUUCAAGGUGAUUUUACGACGAGAUGCUGCUCUCAAUAGGGAUGCUCAUGCUGUCAGCCACACAAGUCUACACCAUCUUGACCGUUCAGCUCUUUGCAUUCUUAAACCUACUGCCUGUAGAAGCAGACAUUUUAGCAUAUAACUUUGAAAAUGCAUCUCAGACAUUUGAUGACCUCCCUGCAAGAUUUGGUUAUAGACUUCCAGCUGAAGGUUUAAAGGGUUUUUUGAUUAACUCAAAACCAGAGAAUGCCUGUGAACCCAUAGUGCCUCCACCAGUAAAAGACAAUUCAUCUGGCGCUUUCAUCGUGCUAAUUAGAAGACUUGAUUGUAAUUUCGAUAUAAAGGUUUUAAAUGCACAGAGAGCAGGAUACAAGGCAGCCAUAGUUCACAAUGUUGAUUCUGAUGACCUCAUUAGCAUGGGAUCCAACGACAUUGAGGUACUAAAGAAAAUUGACAUUCCAUCUGUCUUUAUUGGUGAAUCAUCAGCUAAUUCUCUGAAAGAUGAAUUCACAUAUGAAAAAGGGGGCCACCUUAUCUUAGUUCCAGAAUUUAGUCUUCCUUUGGAAUACUACCUAAUUCCCUUCCUUAUCAUAGUGGGCAUCUGUCUCAUCUUAAUAGUCAUUUUCAUGAUCACAAAAUUUGUUCAGGAUAGACAUAGAGCUAGAAGAAACAGACUUCGUAAAGAUCAACUUAAGAAACUUCCUGUACAUAAAUUCAAGAAAGGAGAUGAGUAUGAUGUAUGUGCCAUUUGUUUGGAUGAGUAUGAAGAUGGAGACAAACUCAGAAUCCUUCCCUGUUCCCAUGCUUAUCACUGCAAGUGUGUGGACCCUUGGCUAACUAAAACCAAAAAAACCUGUCCAGUGUGCAAGCAAAAAGUUGUUCCUUCUCAAGGUGAUUCAGACUCUGACACAGAUAGUAGUCAAGAAGAAAAUGAAGUGACAGAACAUACCCCUUUACUUAGACCUUUAGCUUCUGUCAGUGCCCAGUCAUUUGGGGCUUUGUCGGAAUCCCGCUCACAUCAGAACAUGACAGAAUCUUCAGACUAUGAGGAAGAUGACAAUGAAGAUACCGACAGUAGUGAUGCAGAAAAUGAAAUUAAUGAACAUGAUGUCGUGGUCCAGCUGCAGCCUAAUGGUGAACGGGAUUACAACAUAGCAAAUACUGUUUGACUUUCAGAAGAUGGUUUAUUUCCCUUUAAAAUGUUUAGGUAAUAUACUGUAAUUUGAUUUUUUUGCUCCCUUCAAAGAUUUCUGUAGAAAUAACUUAUUUUUAGUAUUCUACAGUUUAAUCAAAUUACUGAAACAGGACUUUUGAUCUGGUAUUUAUCUGCAAGAGUGUACUUCAUUCACUAAUAAUAGACUGGUGCUGUAACUCAAGCAUCAAUUCAGCUCUUCUUUUGGAAUUAAAGUAUAGCCAAAACAUUAAAAAAAAAAAAAUCCUCAGUAUAGCUUGCAAUUAAGACCUAGAUCACAGUAUUUAAAUGUUUUGUGUUUUAUACAUGAGGUCAGUGCGACAGCCACCUAGCAUGAACUAACCCAGCUUCCACCUCCAUAAAGUUACCUAGAGUUGUUGAGUUGGAGUAUGUUCUGGCAUUUACCUGACCUGCCAAUCAUUAGGGAGAGGCAACAAGGUAACUCAGCCUUUCCUCCUCCUAUCAGCACAAAGAAACUCAAAGCUGUAUUUUCCCUUUCUGUUCCAAAGCAGUCUUAUCCUGACAGGAGCGGUCUAUACUAGUGCAGAUUUCAACACUUUUUUUUUAAUGUUUUAAUUACUAUAGUGUUAUGUAGAGAUUUGAUUCAGCAGCUAAUGUUUCUGAACUUUACUUAUUAAUUUUCAGUGUCCUUAAGGGUUUUGUGGUGUUAUCAAAGCAAAAAGAAAAUGCUGCAUAAAAAUACCAAACUUCAGCAACUGUUAAUGCUCAGAUCAUAUACCUCUUAAUAAAUAGCAUCUUAUGCUAAUUAGCCCUGCUAAACUAUGUACAGAGGAAAUUGUUCAAGUAUUGGAUUUGAAAGUAAGUGACUUAUGUUUAACAGAACUAAUGAUGUAUUGAAACACUGUAUUAUGAAAAGCUAAAUUAUAUACAUCAUUGUAACUAUGUAGAAAAUGUAGACUAAUGUAUAAUCAAAAUGCUAAGGAUUUUUAUAUGGCCUUGUAUGAGGGGAGUUUGAAUGUUAAUAAACAUGUUUUCCACUUUAAGAUCCA